AUGGCUUCUCCCAAUCCGACAGAAGAAAAUUGGAAUCCAUCCAGCCUUCUUAUAUAUAACGCACUUCCAAGUCACCAGGACAAAGACCCGACAAUAUCUGAUGCGAAGCCCACUGCUGAUACUAGAACUGACUUCUACGAUCGCAGUCUGACGAGUCGUAGAUAUGCCCUUGUCGGAAUGGCAUGUUCAAGUAUCUUCAGCUGCUUAUGCAUCAUUGCAGGGAUUGUCACUUUAGCCAGUCACGGAAUCAAAGGAGUAGCCCCGCUCAACAUGUAUAAUGCAUCGAUACUGCAGGUGGAAAUAUUGACCCUGAUACUUGACUUAAUCGUCACGUUAUGUACCGAGUCCACAGGCUUCGUACACGGCAUCUCAUUGCGCUCUGCACUAGCCUCAGAGUCUCGGCUUCGUUUCAACACCAACUUGCGCCUUCUGAGUGCAGCUCGUGGAUGGCAUAACCCUAAUGGCACCCUGCUUAACGGUAUCUCGGCUGUCCUCCUCAUUAUAUCCUACAGCUCGGCCUCAGUCGUCAUAUGUCUGGACGAACCUAACUCAUUGUUCCCAAUAAUUCCUCAGGGUCCUAUUGCCAUCGCAGGAAUACCUCUCCUCAUAUUAGGCAUCGCACUCCUCCUCCAGGUGAUUAUCGCAUUGUCAGGGAUGCAGGCUAUCAAAAUCCUGAUAUGGAGCUCCUCACCUUUCGACUUGACCGCCGCACUCAUCUACCACACACAAUUGACCCCUGCGACUUUCCGGUGCAUGCGUCGUGUGUCUGACCUAGACUCCAUCCAGAAAGUUGUCAUUUUUCUGUGGGUUAUUGUUGCAGCAUGCGCUGGAUGGGCCGCACUAGUCAUGUAUAUCUGGACCCGAUUUUAUUCCAGUAAACCCCUCAACAAUCCUCUGACCCUACAAGGGUGGUCGCUCUUCCGAAAUUUGGAUGGCAAUUACAUCAUGUAUGGUCUACCGAGUGGCAGUCUUGAGGGGUGGAUUGUGCUCUUUGUCAACAUUGCGGUUGUCCAGGGACCACUGACGCUUGGGCUGCAUUGCUCGGAGCUCAUCGCAAAUGUCAUUCGAGAUGAAAGACAGUGGAGAUGCGCCACCAGAAGCCAAGGACUUAGAGUGGCGACGAACCCACUGAAGCCCAUUUUCACUCAUCCACUUUGUCUCUUACUUUUUAUCGCGAAGCCUUUCCUGCACUGGAUGUUUGGGCUUUCAUUCGACAUAGCCACAGACGCCACUGACGACAUCCUAGACAGAUUUUGGAUUACCAUGUACACUGCCCAGAUCUGGAACUUAUGCAUUGCGCUCUUUAUACUUGCCUGUUUCUCCACUUUCAUCUCACUGCGCCGACCGCACGGUCCCCAGCCAGCUGCAUAUGGCCACCUGCAGACGCUCGCCAACCUCGUGGAUGAGUGGUCGCCUGUGAUGUGGUGGGGACACAAGGAUGAUGGAAUUCCGUACUGUCAUGCUGGGACAAGCGAUCACCCGCUGCCGGAUGUGAAGAUGGACUGCGUUUAUGCUGGUUCCGGUGCUGGGUCUCUGGUACCCCUCUCGUGA
This is a messenger RNA of Suillus plorans, 1551 nucleotides long. RefSeq lists its product as uncharacterized. The transcript is spliced from 5 exons. The record is from RefSeq and is a predicted model, not a curated record. Lineage: Eukaryota; Fungi; Basidiomycota; Agaricomycetes; Boletales; Suillaceae. Bases 1 to 1551 code for a protein of 516 amino acids.